This is a messenger RNA of Penicillium bovifimosum, 1113 nucleotides long. Its product is annotated as FPP/GGPP synthase family protein. NCBI's taxonomy places the organism in Eukaryota, Fungi, Ascomycota, Eurotiomycetes, Eurotiales, Aspergillaceae. The record is from RefSeq and is a predicted model, not a curated record. The transcript is spliced from 2 exons. The coding region runs from base 1 to 1113 and encodes 370 amino acids. Gene Ontology annotation, biological process: isoprenoid biosynthetic process. Gene Ontology annotation, molecular function: prenyltransferase activity.
AUGAGCUCCUCCUCCCCCCUUCAACCACCAAGCCCGGUACCGCCUCGGACAAGCUCAGCGAAUGCAACAAAUGGUAGCCCAUCACACUCGCGCAAGCUGUCCGUCACAGACGAAGAGCCACCCAGGAAAAGUAGGCACCGGCGCAACAGGUCCAGCGUUGAUGGCACCAAAUACAAGGAUGGGACAUGGUCGCAGAAAAAUGACAAGAUUCUCAUGGGCCCGUACGACUAUGUGCACGAGCAUCCGGGGAAAGAUAUACGGCGACAACUGAUCAACGCCUUCAACGCGUGGCUUCAAGUUCCUCCAGCAAGUCUGGCGAUUAUCACCAAGGUCGUGACGAUGCUUCAUACAUCAUCUCUAUUGAUCGAUGACGUCGAAGACAACUCCCUCCUCCGCCGUGGCAUCCCCGUCGCACACAGCAUUUUCGGCACGGCGCAAACAAUCAAUUCUGCAAACUACGUAUACUUCCUUGCACUCCAAGAAGUGCAGCAGCUCAAUAACCCCGUCGCAAUCAACAUUUACGUCCAAGAAAUGCUGAACCUGCACCGCGGACAGGGCAUGGACCUCUACUGGCGCGACACGCUAACCUGUCCGACGGAAGAAGAGUACCUGGAAAUGGUUGGCAACAAGACCGGCGGGCUCUUCCGACUCGCGGUCAAACUUAUGCAGGCGGAGAGCACGACGGGGAAAGACUGUGUUGCGCUCGUGAACGUCAUGGGCCUUAUCUUCCAGAUCUGCGAUGAUUACCUCAAUCUAUCGAAUACCGUGUACACGGAGAAUAAGGGCUACUGCGAGGAUCUCACAGAGGGCAAAUUCUCGUACCCGAUCAUUCAUAGCAUCCGCUCUGAUCCGUCUAAUCAGCAGUUGAUCAAUAUCCUCAGGCAGCAUACCCAGGAUGCGGAGGUCAAGCGCUAUGCGGUGCAGUAUAUGCAGAGUACAGGCAGUUUCGCGCAUACGAGGCAGGUUGUUACGGAUCUGCGGGAUAAGGCGUUGUGGUUGAUUGAGAUGAUUGAUGCGACGCCGAGGAUCAAUGGGGCUGGUGAUGGCCAGAUGGUUCGUGCUAUUAUGGAAAAGAUUGUGGAAUCUACGCUAUCAGAUCCCAGCGCGCGCUAG